Molecule: messenger RNA, 1401 nt
Organism: Suillus subalutaceus
Lineage: Eukaryota; Fungi; Basidiomycota; Agaricomycetes; Boletales; Suillaceae
Exons: 8
Coding region: 59-979 (306 amino acids)
Source: RefSeq, a predicted model, not a curated record
UUACCUACUUCGCGUCUCUCAAAAGUCUUGAAAUAUUGCUCUACAUUUGCCGUACAUCAUGAUUUUUGGAGACUUGUCUGCUUAUGUAUUCGUUGACGACCAGGAGCUCCCGGAGUAUGCUGUUGAUGUUUCCAACACACCAACGGAGAACAGAAUAACCUGCUGGAUUGCAUCGGAAGAGGGGAAGAAAUUUGGAGUCAGGUGGAUGAACGCAGCUGAGCAGUCCUGGAGCAUCAGAGCAACUGUCUCCGUUGAUGGUGUUCGCUGCCGUGCACAAAGUGCGCCCCCGGGCUGGGUCGGCACAAUGGAACUCACGCACUUGGCCAAUGACUCAGUCACCAGGGAUUUCAUGUUUUCAAACAUUGAGCUUACUGACGAUGACUCAAUGCUCGGUGAUCAAAGUUCGAAUGACAUAGGUCAGAUUGUGUUGAAGGUAAAAACGGGGAAGCGCACAAAGACGCAGGUAGUUAAACAUGGUACAUCGAAAAAUCACACCCUCCGUGUGCGAGAAGGCAAGGUGCAUGAACGGUCUAAGAAGGCAUGUGUUCAUCGUGUCAUCUUCGGAGAUGAAGUUCCCCGACAAGUAAAUCAUCGGCCUGGUCGUUCCACAUCCCGCAGCAUGUUCAAACUGGACAAACGACCUGUGACUGUCUUCGUGUUCAAAUACACGCGCUUGGACAUCUUGCAGGCAAUGGGCAUAGCGCCAUUGAUACCCAAGAAUUCAAGCAAGGAAGAGGCAAACGACCAUGACGAUCAAAUCGAAAUUAUUGACGGACCUCAUGAGCCUUCAAGUUCAAAGGAUCCUUCAAGUUCAAAGGAUGUGAAGCCCCUAAUUCAAUAUUUCGAGAUGGAGCUCCAGCGUUUACGUGCCCAGUUGGCCUCGUCUGAGGACCGGAAGCCCUCACGUGUUAAGUUGGAAUGCGGGGUUUCACGGCGGCAGCAAACCGCUACAGAAGUCCUCGAUUUAACCGAGGAUUAGUUUCCGUCUGUCCUCGCUUGGGUUCUGACUUGUAUGUCACUUCUCUGAGGUAAGCAUCACAGAGAUCAUCUCUAAUGCACACAUCCAUGCAAUUCAACUCGAUGUUUUGCAAGACAGAACACGCUGCACAUAUUCUUUCUGUACAGUUCAAAUUCAUUCACACCAUCAUUAUAGAUACACGUAACGGUACUUUGCAUUGGAAGAAGGCUUCUUUCUUAAUUUUCUGGUUGUGGCUUUACGCUCGUCGCUCAUUAUAAUACUUUAUUGCAUACUCACUGUUAAUAUGAACUUUUUACUAGGACCCCCUUCAUUUGAAACUACUGAGUGCUCUCACAUUUUACGCUUGAUGAUUACUAGCUAAGUAUAUCGAGUCAACUACAAGUGCUUCGAUGAUGGGGAAACACUCUUCAAAUUGAAUACUG